ACUCAACAUCGCUUCGGGUUCGCGAUUACAGGAAGUCAUGCUUCAGUUUUUCUCCACGAAAACAUUUUCUGUUAAAUAAUAAGUGGUUGCAGCAUUACAGUAUGGUUGUUUUUGUAUUACAAACGGUUGUUAUGUGCUCAGUGAGCUGGUUAUUCAUAUCGCGGGGUUCCAGGAUGUUGAUGUAGAGCGAGAGAUCUCCUGCGUUUAUCAUCUCUUGCGAGAGUCUUGGGCAAACAUGGCGGCGGUGACACCAGUGCGGUGUUCUCUGAGAAUACUGAGACGUCUGCCUCGGGUUGUAUCCCAUCGCCUCCAGCAGUGUCCCAGGCUCCAGGCUCUUGGACCGACCCCUGUAUUUCACAUCUCCACACCCCUCACUUCAGUCCACUGGAGGGGCUUCAGAUGCAGCCAUGUGGCCUCUGGACAGGUGCUGCCGUUCAAACUCUCAGACAUUGGAGAGGGCAUAAUGGAAGUGACCGUAAAAGAGUGGUAUGUCAAAGAAGGGGACAGAGUCUCACAGUUUGACAGCAUUUGUGAAGUCCAGAGCGACAAAGCAUCUGUCACCAUCACGAGCCGUUAUGACGGCAUCAUCCGUAAACUGUAUUAUGACGUAGAUGCUAUCGCACAUGUUGGUUCACCUCUUGUGGACAUCGAAACGGACAAAGCGCUGGAGGGCGCCCCAGAGGAAGAUGUGGUAGAGACUCCAGCAAUAUCCCAUGAGCAAUCACAUCAGGAAAUCAAGGGCCAAAAAACCCAGGCGACACCAGCGGUGCGCCGUCUGGCCAUGGAGAACAAUAUUAAACUAAGUGAGGUGGUCGGGACAGGAAAAGACGGCCGUAUUUUGAAAGAAGACAUUAUCAAUUUCUUAGCCAAGCAGACAGGAGCUAUCCUCCCGUAUGAAGUCCAGAAAACCCCAUCACCCACUGCAGAUACCCCACCCAAAGAAAAGACGCCCAUCAUGGCUCCUCCGGCGAUCCCGAGACCCGUCUUCACCUGGAAAGACAGGACAGAGCCUCUGAACGUUUUGUCUUAUAGCUUGUAUUUUUACUGUUUUGUUCAGGCCACGUCACUCGGGCUCUUGCAGUUUCCUGCUCUCAAUGCCUUUGUGGAUGAAGGCUGCCAGAACGUCACAUUCAAGGCGUCUCAUAACAUCGGCUUGGCGAUGGACACUCCUCAGGGCCUCCUGGUGCCCAAUGUGAAGAGCGUUCAGGCCCUCAGUGUUUUUGACAUUGCUGUGGAGCUCAACCGUCUGCAGGCUCUGGGUUCAGCCGGACAGCUGGGCACCGCUGACCUCACUGGAGGAACUUUCACACUCUCCAACAUCGGCUCGAUUGGAGGGACGUAUGCCAAGCCGGUGAUUCUGCCUCCGGAGGUGGCCAUUGGAGCUUUGGGAAAGAUCCAGGUGCUGCCCAGGUUUAACUCCUGUGAUGAGGUAGUGAAGGUGUACAUCAUGAACGUCAGCUGGUCUGCCGAUCAUCGCGUCAUUGACGGUGCCACCAUGUCCCGCUUCUCCAACCUGUGGCGCUCUUACCUGGAGAACCCAGCUUCCAUGGUCCUGGAGCUCAAAUGAACACGGCUCUGGAAAUCAGAUCUCGCUGUCUGUUACUUCCUGGAGUGUCUUUAGGUUACUCGUAGCUACAAAACAGUGUCAUGUCUAUCAUGUGAACACUCACGUUUCUGCUUUCACAUUCAUUUGUGAGGAAAAACAACUUUAAGUUCUUUCUCUUGUUCCCUUAAUUCAGAUUAUAGACUGUUACUGUAACUUGACAUCGCAUGUUAACUCAUCGUAUGUUAUUGAAAAUGCUUUUAAGGAGCAGGCGCUGCGCAUUUCCAUUUUUUGCCUUGCUGUGCAUCAUGCAUGGUCUGAAAUCACCUGUAGGUUUUCUGAUGCCUUAUUUAUUGAGGACGGAGGCUGACACUGACUGGCUCGUGGACACAUCUGCACUGUAGCGUCUCAUUGUCUGCUGACUUUCUCUGAGACUUCAUUCACACAAGCCUCUGUUGAGCUGACAGACAGCCACUUCAUCUAAAACCACUUGUGUGCCAAUGUGUCUGGAUGUCAUUGUGAAGAAAGGACCAUAUAACUGUCAAAAGAACAAAUGGACCACACAUGUAUAGAUAACUAAAAUGUGAGGAGAAUAAAGGUUUUAUGGCAAGCUG
Molecule: messenger RNA, 2157 nt
Organism: Sinocyclocheilus grahami
Lineage: Eukaryota; Metazoa; Chordata; Actinopteri; Cypriniformes; Cyprinidae
Product: lipoamide acyltransferase component of branched-chain alpha-keto acid dehydrogenase complex, mitochondrial-like
Exons: 11
Coding region: 236-1567 (443 amino acids)
Cellular component (GO): cytoplasm; mitochondrion
Molecular function (GO): acetyltransferase activity; lipoic acid binding
Source: RefSeq, a predicted model, not a curated record